Cottoperca gobio is the source of this 5841-nucleotide messenger RNA. Its product is annotated as leucine-rich repeat and fibronectin type III domain-containing protein 1-like protein. The coding region runs from base 1241 to 3280 and encodes 679 amino acids. Gene Ontology annotation, molecular function: protein binding. Lineage: Eukaryota; Metazoa; Chordata; Actinopteri; Perciformes; Bovichtidae. The transcript has 11 exons. The record is from RefSeq and is a predicted model, not a curated record.
UGAAAGUAACUGCAUGAGGGACGGAGAAGCUCACCGUGGCGGAUCAGAGUGCUUUGUAACGCCAGGGAGGGGGGAAAGGACACGAACGAUUUGAGUCUGGUUUUCCUAGCGGGAUUAAUCAUCUUUUUCCUGACCUAUAACGCCUCUAUCAAUAGGCUGCCAUCCACCUGGCAGCACGCACUCUUGUCCGGCGCCUCUCCUUGGAGAGACCAAGGCGGAGAGAAGAGAUAGGUCAAGACAAAGUCACUUCUGUGGCUGCAAAGGAGGGGAUGCCUGUUUACCAAGCUCCUCUGAAUCUGCAGUUUAUUUUCUACCCAGUUCUUAUCUUAUUGUUUUAAUUUCUUACCUUGAGGCGGAUAAUCACCUACCGACAAACAACCAGGAGGGAUUAUUAUCCUACAACCAAAUAUUAGGAGCUUUUGAAUGAGUGAGAUGUGGUGUUGGUGCAGGAAUGACAGCUCCUGAAUGGGGAAGCAAAGAGCAUCUAUUGGGGAGUUUACACCGGUUGAGUAGCCCAAAACGACAAUCGUGCCGGGUUUCACCGAGUACAGAGACGUUUCCUCACUCUACCUAUUCAGUGCUUCCACUCUACUCUGGACACAGGAUCCCAGCGACAUUAACCCCCACGGCUGGGUGUUUUUCUUUAAAUUACCGAUUAACGGAGUCUUAAAGGAAACGCGGGGAGCUCAUGUGGAGACCAAAUGAGUGCGCAACGCGGCGGUGCGCCGGUUUAACGGCGUUGUUCCACACUUACAGCUCCGUCCCAGUGGAUCUGCGGUGGACACCGGAUUGCUUUAGGUUAUCGGCUGCCACCGGUCGUGUACCCGCAUCGGGCUUUUAAUGCAAACUCAACGGGAACUAAAUUGAAACGCCUCGCUUGCCCCAGCACCACUCCAGGAGCCCCGCAGCACGACCAGCGUUGCGCGGUGCAAGACCAAAAGAAAAGUGGAUAUGAUCUCUUAUUUGGUUUGAAAAACUAUCUUUCCAGGAGGAGGAUUAUUUAACAUAUUAUUUGCUGAGUGGAGUUCUUCACCUGGUUUGACAAGAGAGGGAGAUAACCGGAGGAGAAACCCGUCUCUACCUAACCGGCGAGAAGGAGAGAGAGACGUGCAGGUCUUUGGAUCUAUCUCCCCGGGCCAUCUCUUCAGUGCAUCUACCAGUCGCCACAAUGUAUCUUCAUGUUGAGUCCUAAUAAAUCACAGCACACCACAUAAAGUUGCCCUGUUCCCUCUGGAGGAUAAUGGAACGGCUGUGGUUCUCUUUGCUGUUGCUGGCAGCAGCAUGCAGGGGACAGCCGUGUCCGAAACGCUGUAUGUGCCAGAGCCUUUCUCCAUCGCUCGCUAUCCUCUGCUCAAAGACAGGCUUGCUAUUUGUUCCUGCUGCCAUUGACCGGCGCACCGUGGAGCUGCGGCUCCAAGAAAACUUCAUUACAGCCGUCCGAAGAAAGGACUUUGCCAACAUGACCAGCCUGCUACAUCUGACCCUGUCCAGAAACACCAUCAGUCAGAUUCUCCCUUCAGCUUUCAGUGACCUGAGGCGACUGAGAGCACUCCACCUAGACUCAAAUAGAUUAACUGUGAUUAAGGAUGACCAUUUCAGAGGCCUGAACAACCUUCGUCACCUGAUCCUUGCCAACAACCAGAUCCACUCCAUAUCUUCCCAUGCCUUCGAUGACUUCCUGUCCACACUGGAGGAUCUCGACCUCAGCUACAACAACCUUGCCCAAGCUCCCUGGGAUAUGAUCGGACGCUUAACCAAUGUCAAUACCCUAAAUAUGGAUCAUAACCUCAUAGAACAUGUUCCUCAAGGGGUAUUUACCAACCUACACAAGCUGGCAAGGCUAGACAUGACGUCCAACAAGCUGAAGAAAAUUCCCCCGGACCCGUUGUUCCUGAGAAUUCCAGUUUAUGCCAAAUCAAAAGGCUCCCCCCUCACCUCCCUGGUGUUGAGUUUUGGUGGCAACCCCCUUCACUGUAAUUGUGAACUUCUGUGGUUGCGAAGACUGACUAGAGAAGACGACCUCGAGACUUGCGCUUCCCCCUCUGACCUCAGUGCCAAGUAUUUCUGGACAAUCCCUGAAGAGGAGUUUAUUUGUGACCCUCCAGUUCUGACCCGUAAGUCGCCUCAUACAGUGGCUAUGGAAGGCCAACCUGCAAGCUUGAAGUGCAAAGCGAAUGGUGACCCAGAGCCUGAAGUUCACUGGAUCAGCCCUGAAGGGCGGCUUAUAUCUAAUGGCUCCAGAACAUUGGUUUUCCCUAAUGGAAGCCUGGACAUCAAUGUAACAUCCCUGAAGGAUUCAGGUAACUUCACGUGCAUCGCCUCCAACGCUGCAGGUGAAUCAACGGGAAGGGUUGAGCUUGUCAUCACGGCGAUGCCCCAUCUGGCAAACAGCACAAGUCGCAGCCGAGACCCGUCCUCUGAACCUGCUCCCUCUGACAUCCUAACCUCCUCUAAGGUUGCGCUGCCUAACAACGAGACAAGAGGGGUAGACCGGAGGGUCUCAUUGGUGGAACUGACAGGAAACUCUGCCCUCAUUAGAUGGAGCAGUCAGACUCCUACAACUGGAGUCAGGAUGUUCCAGGUCCAGUACAACAGCUCUGGGGAUGACACACUGGUUUACAGGAUGAUUCCAUCAAGCAGCAAUGACUUCCUGGUUCGGGACCUCGCCGCUGGACGCAACUACGAUCUUUGUGUCCUGGCCGUGUUUGACGAUGUUGUCACGUCACUGACUGCAACGCGUCCUUUGGGCUGUCUGUCAUUCACCACAGACACAGAGUUCAGCCAGUGCCAAGCAUUGCACAGCCACUUUCUGGGUGGCACUAUGAUCAUUAUCAUUGGGGGGAUUAUUGUUGCUUCUGUGCUGGUUUUUAUUAUCAUCUUAAUGAUACGAUACAAAGUUUACAGCCACCAAGGGGCAGUGCACGGAAAAGUAGCUAUUGCGGCGACUGCGCCAAGACCGCAGAGCAACGGACAAGGAGGAGGCGGACAAGUCCAAGUCCUGCCUCGCUCUGCUUCAAAAAUGCCUGACAGUCAGGACGACCAAGCGCUAGCGCCCUCCAGGGCCAUGUCGCCUAGCAACACUCUGAGAGACACUGUGGCAUUGGUCGAGGAGGCGAGCUGUGGACGGAGCAUAAUGACAAGGACUGACUCCUUGGCCAAUGAGGAGUUGCUCUCACCCACCAAGUCCCACUUCUCCUCCAGGGUCGCCAUUGAGAUGAAAAGCAGGCCACCAUCUGUCGCCAAAGAGCCCACCUCCCCCAAGGAACUGGCAGAACCCUGAUGUUGUUGUCCUGACUGGCAGAAGUCGAGAACGUCACCACCAGGGAGAAGCCGGUGAAAACUGAAGAAAAAAAAGGCCCUAUAACUCCUCCCCCGUAUCUCCUGUUUACUGUACCCAUUACUUUGUUUCCAUGAGUAUCAUGGGGUAAUAGACCUGUACUGUCUGGUUUACUUUUAACUGCUGAUCUUGGUUCACAUGUCUGGAUUGGACGACCGUUUCAACGCCCAGGUGUCUGUUUGCCUGUCCUUUGGCCAGUUGCUCCACGAUCCAGCUGUCGGCGUGAUCAUCAUUCCCAUCUUUUUAAUGGAACGGCACACACUGAAUGCUGAAUUGUCCACUUUGAAUCAUCUGUAUCAAUGUGAAAAGAGACAAAGAGACGUGUGCUUUUGUUUUAACAUAAACAUGGACAGAAAAUAUAAAUUAACUUCUCACCAUCUGGAGCAACAUCAACAUGCACGGACAGAUACCGAACAGACGGUGAACAGACAGACAAAAAAUGUAUGGCUAAACGGUAAAAGUCGGACGCAUAGUUAAUCCCACCCAACCUGGAUAUACAAUAUGUUAGACUGCACAGACAGAAAGAAAAUAAUAUCACGCAGAAAGAAUGUCUGGAUGGGUCUGGUUUUGAAUAUAAACACUGUGUCUGCACAUGAGGGACUCUCAACAUGGCUGGUUUUAAGUGGCUCCACUAUAUUAAUCCCAUUUGGAAUAAUGCAAGUCUGUUAAACUGAACUGUGCUGAGCUGAUCCAAGCCAGGCUGAACUGGAGCUAGAUUUGAACCUUGACUGGAUCCUGUUAUCUCUCAUCAGAAGUCUGUUUAUGGAAAAGCAUACAUUAAAUCACGAAAAAAUGGAACUGAACUAGACCCAAACCUGGACCUAAUGGAGACUGAACUGGAAUUGUACACUGGUAAAGAAUUCAGACUGUGCAGUGAUCUGAAGCAGACUAAACUCAACUAGACUAGGCCUGUUAUCUUAUGGUCUAGUCUGUGUAUUCUACUGCUCUGGUCCAAUAUCUACCGCUUUCCACUGGAUGGGACUGGUGAGGACCUUGUGGACCUUUACCAGCCUCUCUAACAUCUCCACAGGCCCACUUAUACAGACCCAGUACGUCAGACAUCAGGAGGAAAGCCAUGUGUCUGAAGUCGAGAAGGAAACAGAUGAACAGAUAAGAGAUAAAAAAUAAUAAAGUAGUGGGGUCAUCAGUUAGCCAAAUCGCGUCAAUUUCAGCCUUCAUCCUCAUCAAAAUCAUCAUCAAUAAAUAAGUUUACAGGUCCAGAGUAGAGUUGGGUAAAUGUCCGGUUUUGCCGGUCCUGUCCGUUGUACGAGCUUAAACCGGUUUGAUUUUGUACAAGCUGGCUGAACCGGCAUUUGUCAUUAGACACGUUCUGGCAAAUAAAAAAGACGCCUACAUCAGCAACCUGUGCCGAAGGCGUGACGGCGCUUAUGGUGGCGUCUCAGCGCUAAAUCCAGUUUGUAUCACAUUAGCAAUAUGAAAACGUGAUUAAAAUAAUAUUGUGACGAACAAGUUGUUAGUUUCUGAUAGAAAGUUCGCAAUUUACUGCAGAGCCAAGAUGGCGGACAACAAGGACGAGAUGUCAGUUUCAGUAGAGGUUGAAAGAGGGAUGUGGUGUUUGUUUACCAAAAGUUUGUUUGGGGUAACGAGACAUGACAGAGUUCGUCUCAAAGAAAACUGAAGCCAAACUGACUGAGCUGAGUCAAGUGGGACGCCUGGUGGUAAAAUUCGAAAUACCGGUCCGGUCCAGUGUUAAUAUCAAACCAGUUUGACAUUUCUUACACCAGCCCAACCCUAAUCUAGAGUUCUACAUUCAAAUCUAAAAAGCCUACUUUAUUAUGAAAAAAAUAAUGCUGUAUGACUGUAUAUGACUGCACCACGUGCAUUGUUAACAUCAUGGUUGUAGUCAUCCACGCCUUCUGCACAUCUUCAUUAUCACAUCCUCAUCAUCACCAUGGAGUGCGUUUACGUGCACACAGCAUGAUGAAUAACAGGUCAAAUCUUACUUAAUAUUCUCUAAAGAGUUACAUCUUCACAUGCGUCUGACAGAUAUUCCUUUAUGAUAAUCAUCAGAAUGAGACAGGUGCUCUAUACUAGCAUAUCUCUCAUCAUUGCAUCGUUGCCAUUUGGCUCUGACUUCAUGCUGGUUACUGUAAACGGGAUAUGUAGUACACAGAUGCCAUCUCAGAUAUGGGCUUUUCAUAUGUGCGUGCACGUGAUUGCGUUUGCUGCCAUUCUGCAGCGUUCUCAUUCUCAUCAUGAUUGUUACAGUUCCUUGCAGAGACGUAAGUUGGUAGAAGAGCCAAUAGACAGAGAACCUCAAAACCUUUUGACCCAUCUCAGAAGACACACACCCAACAAAAAAAAAAGAAAAGCAGAUUAAAAAAUAACGUCUUCACUCCCCUCUGUGCUCCCCUCACUUUUUCUUUGGGCUUUACCUUUUGUAUGUGUACAUAAAGCAAUUUCAAAUCUUAUAGUUUUGUACAUGUAAUUUUUAUGGUGUGUGGAACUUUUUAAUAAAAUAAAACAAAAGUGGACCACUUUCU